Molecule: messenger RNA, 3428 nt
Organism: Podarcis muralis (Common wall lizard)
Lineage: Eukaryota; Metazoa; Chordata; Lepidosauria; Squamata; Lacertidae
Source: RefSeq, a predicted model, not a curated record
GCCCAGCUGGGGGAAAUCCCUCCCACCACCUUGCAAGCAAUUUACCCCCUCCUCUGUUUUUUUUUAGAAACCACUUAUUAUUUUCUCCCGUAGUCUCUGGGCAACCCAGUCAGAUGGGCCAGGGUGCAAAAAUUAUUAUUAUUAUUAAUCCAUCCGUCAAUUAAUUAAUUCCACAGGAGUAGGUGUGCUCAGCUCCUCCUGCUGCUGGAUCAUUUGUGGUUCCCCCACAUAUUGCGUGGCGUAGGGCAGACCCUCCCUAUGCAUUGAAACACCCUUGAAGCAAUGCACCUUUUCGAAGGGCCCGACUUCUCUGCAAGGAUCCCUGGGGGAACUGUAGUUUUCCAAGCAGGAACCCUGCAAGGUCCUCCGGGCUGUGAGCUUCGUGGGCCACAAGGAAUUUAUUUUAUUUUAUUUUUUGCCUUUCCACAUUGUGGUGGAACUAAAGUGGGGGGGAAGGUGGGAAAGGAUAAAGAUCUUCCAACCCUACUUGUCUCUCUCACACCCCACAACCCGUCCCCACAGGUCGUGGAAGAAGCUCAGUGACCUCUUCCCGGCAGCCUCCUCAUGGUGAAAAGAGAAGAAAUGGCUGCUCUGCAGUCAGCUCAGGGUCUGGUGUCCUUUGAGGAGGUGGUCAUACAUUUCACGAAGGAGGAGUGGGAACUCCUGGACCCAUGGCAGAAGGCUCUGUACAAGGAAAUCAUGCUGGAAAAUUAUAGGAAUGUGACCUCCCUGGAAGGAGGAGACCCUCUCAUGCCCAGGCCGGACCUCAUCCGCUGGCUCGAAGAGCUGGUUAUACCGCCCUGCAUGGAAGGAUACUCAGCAGCAGGAAGUAAAGAUCCAGAGAUUAAAAGUGAAAUAGAUUCCUACUGCCCCUUGCGUCCCCUGAAUAUCUGGUUUGGAGAGUUGGGUGAAGCCCUGGAACCGAUUUGUGAGGUGAAGAGAGAGGAGGAACCUUCCAUUGUGCAGGCGGAAAACCUUCCGACGACAGAACAGCUUUGUUCGAUACAGCCCAAAGUGUCAGCAAAAAGAGCCAAGCAUCCCAAGCUGGAAGCCUGUAGCAGAAGAUCUUCCUGCAACUGUGUGAAGGUGAACAGCGUGGAAGCCCUGCUGCGAAAUCCCUUUCCUCAGCGCAGUUUGGCUGAGCAACGCUGCAUUAAAGAGCUCGGUCCCGACCGCCCUGACCUGUGCAUUGUGCAAACCGUGCUGGAGAAAGGCAAGCCGGUCACCCGGAGGUUUAGCAGGGCCUGGUACGACCGGAAGGAGUGGCUUUGCGGAAGCACCUCAAAAAACGCGUUCCUGUGCUUUCCCUGCUUGCUGUUUGGCGGCGCCGCCACCUGGGCACGGACUGGAAUGGCAGACAUGAAACAGAUCUCCCUAAAGACGAAGGUUCACGAGGAAUCUGCAAAGCACAGGGAGAACUGCCUGAAGCUGUCUGAAUUGGGCAGAGUCAAUGGUGCCGAGCCAACCGACACUGGCUGCGACGCUCACACCGGGAAGCAUAGCCAGGAAGUGGAGAACAGCCCGCCUCAUCCCCGUGCUCUGGAAUGUCCCGAAUACCACCAUUUGGUAGACAAGCGAAAAACAAAGAGUCCUUUCUGGGUGCAUUUUGGAUUGCCUGCAGACGAGAGCGGCCACGUGGUGUCCGACGGGGUCGCGAUUUGCAAAAUAUGUUUGCACUCUGUGUCCGCAAAAGGCAGAAACACCUCCAACCUCGGCAAACACCUCCAGCUCAAACACCCUCUGGAAUUUAGGGAGCUGCCUUCUUCGUCCAGAGACGUUUCCGUCCCUUCGCAUAAAAAUGCCAUGGAGCCGGCGGCUGAGACGGCAUCAGCGAGUGCUGCAGUAACUGUUGCAGAAAGUCCUAGUGAACAGCAAAACACCGCGUCGGAUUCUGAGCCGCUCAAUCCUAAGAGCUUGAGCUCUUGUACUCAGGCGAUCACAGAGUAUCUGGCUACGUGCCUGGAGCCUUACAACACAGUGGACCACCCCAAAUUUAUCCAGAUGGUGAACACUCUAAAACCGGAAUAUCCGUUGCCCGGUAGAAAUUACUUCGCUACCGCAGGAGUUCCAAAGCUGUACAAGGACACGGUGGAGAAAAUGAAGAGAGAAAUAUGCAGGCUAACUAAGACUGAACUGGCCGUCACAACUGAUUGCUGGACGUCCGUAGCCGGCGCUCCAUUUGUGGCAGUGACGGUCCAUUUCAUUUCGGACGAGUGGAAGUUGACCGACGCUUGCUUGGCCUGUAGACAUUUUGGGAAGGAGCCCAGCGCAGCCGUUCUUUGUGAAAUGCUCAGAGACGCCUUAUCGGAGUGGGGCAUCGACGUGAAGAACGUAUUUUGCAGCAUGACGGAUAACGGCGCCAAUAUCCUCAGAGCGGUCUGGCAGCUGGGCUUGGAGCACAUCUCUUGCUUCGCUCACAAUAUAAACGACGGGGUGAACCGAGCUCUGAACCUGACGCAACUGAGAAGGGCGGUCAGGAGGCUGAAAAGGCUGCAAAACAGUAUUUGCCGUAGCUGGAAAAUGAGGCGAGACCUCACCAGAGCUCAGGAGAUGCUCGAGAUGGACAAGGUGGGUUUGCCAAGCGCUUGUCCCACAAGGUGGUGCAGUCUGCUCAAGCUGUGCCGAAGUUUUCUCGAAAACCAGCUCCCGCUGUCCAAGGCACUUAUGGAUUAUCCGUCUAAAAGACAUUUGAUGUUGGAAGGUGACGACAUCUCGGCGGUCCAAGACUUUGUGUCUGCAGCUACCGUGUUAGAGGAUUUCACCACGACUCUAAGCGGAAGCAGUUACGUCACGGCCUCGUCUGUUCUGCCUCUUUACAGGCAAAUUAAGAAAAGUCUCCAGCCCCAGGAGGGAGACAGUGUGCUGCUGAAGGACAUUAAACGUAAAAUUUUGGGUGCGCUGUCGGAAAAGUACGACAGCGCCCCCACCGCAACCACUUUAGGCCUGGCCACGUUGUGCGACCCCAGGUUUCGCCUGCGUUUCUUGGAAGCUCCUGAGGCUGUCAGGCAGGAGGCCGUGAAGAAGAUGGCGGACUUGCAAGGGAGUCUGCGUGCUGCUUCGAUGGAGCCCAGUACUGGCCCUGCUCCACCCAGAAAAAGGACGUUGGCAAAAAUCUUCGGUUUAGAGUCAGAAGAGGCGUUGGCGGAUGAUGCAUCGAAAGCAGAAAAAGAGCUCAAUGAGUAUAUGGCUAUGCCGCGAGUGAGCUUCGAUGAAUGCCCUCUGACGUGGUGGAAGGCAAAUGAGGCUUCCUUUCCGAUGUUGAAGGUGCUUGCAAAGAAGUUUUUGGCUAUCCCAGGAACAAGUGUGCCAUCCGAAAGCGCGUUCGGCACGGCUGGCGAUGCUCUUCAAAGACAAAGGGUGUCUCUUUUGCCAGAGAACGCCGAAAUGCAAAUUUUCCUUGCAAAAAAUAUAAAUUUCAUUCAGUAAUA